Molecule: messenger RNA, 1510 nt
Organism: Notolabrus celidotus (New Zealand spotty)
Lineage: Eukaryota; Metazoa; Chordata; Actinopteri; Labriformes; Labridae
Gene: wsb2
Product: WD repeat and SOCS box containing 2
Exons: 7
Coding region: 1-1101 (366 amino acids)
Biological process (GO): intracellular signal transduction
Molecular function (GO): protein binding
Source: RefSeq, a predicted model, not a curated record
AUGAGAGCUUUUUCUGUUUCCUUUGUACUCGAUGCUCCUCUCGCCCACAGAGACAGCCAGAAUGGAGACAUCGAUCGAGGGGACAAGAGCUUCAGCUGCGGUCAACCCGUGUGGGGCCUUGCCUUCGGACCCAGACCUCCAAAAUCAGCAGCAGUGUCACGCCCCACUAGAAUACCACCAAAAGGGAACAAUAGCCUGCUCCUGGCCACAGGGCUGGAGAACGGGAUGAUCAAAAUCUGGAACGUCUUAUCAGGUGAGGCUGUGUUUAAUCUCUACGGCCAUGAAGGUGUCGUCAGAGAUCUGGUUUUCCCUCAGAACGGGACCCUCACACUCAUAUCAUCUUCCCGGGACAAGACUUUGAGGAUUUGGGAUCUGGCUCACGUAGGUAAGGUGCAGGUGCUCUCCGGCCAUAAAGACUGGAUCAGCUGCUGCAGCGUGUCAUCGGACUGCAGCAUGAUCGCCUCUGUCGGCAGAUUUGACAGAAUGGUGUGUUUGUGGAGUCUGCGUUCGUACACCUUCAUGAGGAACCUGUCAGGAGGGACCAACAAGACCUUGUACCUGCUUUCGUCCUGUGACUUCUCUCCUGACGGGGCGCUGCUCGCCACCGCAGCUUUCAGGGGCUCCAGCUGGUGGAUCGACCUGUGGGACCCGUACACUGCAGAGAAACUGGCCACUCUGACUGAUUACUUUGAAGAUUACGGGCAAAACCAAAUCUCAGCGAUUCAGUUCUCCCCGAACGGUUUGCAUUUGGGGAUCGUGACUGACGACAGAGCUCUUCGGAUCUGGGAGCCGGGAAAAAGAGGGAUGGUGAUGCAGACAAAAGCAGACCGAAGCUCUAACGGACUCUGCUGCAAAUACCAUCCACAAGGAGGGGUAGUCGCCACGGGAACAAGAGACGGCCACGUGAGGUUCUGGGGCGCUCCGAGGACGGUGCCCAGCCUGCGCCACCUGUGCCGAUCCAUCCUGCGGGACUCGGUCUCCACGCACCAGAUGGAGCCGCUGCCCCUCCCAAAGAGGAUCCUCGAGUACCUCACCUACAGGAACAUCCCCGACCGCCUCAAAACCUGCUACUCCUCCGACGAAGAGGACUGGGAGGGUUAAAUAGGAACGCUAACACAAUGCAACCACUGACAUUUACAGCUAAUGAUUGUUCUGCAUUAUGUCUCAUCAUUAAAAAUAAUGCAUUUAUUGUUUGCUAAGAGAUGCUUCACACAUUUAUUUAGCACAGGGAGCAUAUCUCAUCAUCUAACUCCAACACUGAGGAUCUCAUUAUUUGCACUACUCCUAUAAGAUGCAUAAACUCAACACUCACAUGCUUGACUUGAAUAUCACAAUUUUAUACUCUUAAUUUAUUGUGUAAAUAUAGACUGUAAAUGUAUUUCUAAUUCCUGUGUUUCUCAUGAAGCAGCACAUGCAUCAUACUACUGAUCCUGCACACUGUAAUUGUUAAUAUAUGAUAACAAAAGCUGGACUUAUAGGAAAUAGUUUUAUUAAACAGAUACAAAAGUCA